UUAUUAUUAUUAUUAUUAUUAUUAUUAUUAUUGAGCGUUUUUAAAAGAACUCAGUCAUCAUGCCAGACCAGCUGUCAGUGUCCGAGUUUAUGGACAUUACCAAUGAGGAUUAUAAAGCGCCUACAACCUCGAUCUUCACCACCCGAAUGGGCCAUUGCAGGAAUACAGUGGCUGGACUCGAGGAGGUUCUCGAUGCAGACCGGAGUGUUCUGAGCAAAAUGAAGAAGUCUGUCAAGGCCAUAAACACCUCUGGCCUAACCCAUGUGGAGAAUGAAGAGCAGUACAUUCAGGCUCUGGAGAGGUUUGGUGAGGCGAAUGUGUACAGAGACAACACAGAAGUGGCAUCAGCUUUCCUCAAGUUCGCAGUCUUGACCAAAGAACUCACAGCACUCUUCAAGAACUUACUACAGAACAUGAACAACAUCAUCACCUUUCCUUUAGACAGUCUGCUGAAAGGAGAUCUGAAAGGAGUGAAAGGGGAUUUAAAGAAGCCGUUUGAUAAAGCCUGUAAGGACUACGAAAACAAAGUUAAUAAGAUCGAGAAAGAGAAGCGGGAGCAUGCCAAGCAGCACGGGAUGAUCAGGACGGAGAUCAGUGGAGGAGAGAUUGCUGAGGAGAUGGAAAAAGAGAGACGGGCCUUUCAGCUCCAGAUGUGUGAGUAUCUCAUCAAAGUGAAUGAAAUCAAAAUCAGGAAGGGGGUCGACUUGGUGCAGAACCUCAUCAAAUAUUUUCACGCCCAGUGCAAUUUCUUUCAGGAUGGGUUAAAAGUUGUGGAGAAUCUUAAACCAACACUGGAAAAACUGUCCACGGACUUAGCAGGAGUUAAACAAUCACAAGAAGGAGAAAAGAAGCAGCUGAUCCAGCUUCGAGAUGUUCUAAAGUCAUCCUUACAAACAGAACAAAAAGAAGACUCUCAGGCCAAACAGAGCACAGGCUACAGUCUCCACCAGCUGCAGGGGAACAAGGCUUACGGCACAGAGUGCGCUGGGAUUCUCUACAAACGCAGUGAAGGGCUGAGGAAGGUGUGGCAGAAACGGAAGUGCGCAGUGAAGAAUGGAUACUUGACCAUUUGGCACGGAACGGCAAACACACCACCAGCCAAACUCAACCUGUUGACCUGCCAAGUGAAGUGCAACCUAGAGGAAAAGAAGAGCUUUGAUCUCAUAUCCCAUGACCGUACAUAUCAUUUUCAAACAGAAGACGAAGCCGAAUGUCAACUAUGGGUGUCCGUGCUGCAGAACAGUAAAGAAGAAGCCCUGAACAACGCCUUUAAAGGGGAUCAGGACGAGGGCGAGAACAAUAUCGUGCAGGAGCUUAGCAAAGCUAUCGUGAGUGAAGUGAAGAGGAUGAGCGGCAACGAUGUGUGCUGUGAUUGUGGAGCUCCUAAUCCAUCAUGGCUCUCCACUAACCUGGGGGUUCUUAUCUGCAUCGAAUGCUCGGGGAUCCAUCGGGAAAUGGGGGUGCAUUACUCCCGAAUACAGUCUCUGACUUUAGAUGUGCUGGGAACAUCAGAACUCUUGCUGGCGAGGAAUGUGGGAAAUGCAGGCUUCAAUGAUAUCAUGGAGGCAAAACUAUCAGGAGAGGAAAUACCCAAACCUAACCCCUCUAGUGACAUGCGGAGCCGCAAAGAUUUCAUCACAGCUAAGUACACAGAGAAGCGCUUUGCUCAGCGCAGACGUACCGAUCCGACCGCCAAACUGCGCAGCCUGUAUGAUGCGGUGAAGAGCCGCGACAUCUUCUCCCUGCUGCAGGUCUACGCUGAUGGAGUGGACCUGACCGAGACCUUCCCUAUGGCCAACGAACAUGAGCAGGGUGAAACAGCGCUACAUUUGGCCCUACGAAUAGUAGACAGAAACUCCCUCCAUAUUGUAGACUUCCUUGUACAGAACAGUGGGAAUCUGGACAAACAAACUGUGAAAGGAAACACAGCACUUCAUUACUGCUGCCUGACAGACAACAACGAGUGUCUGAAACUUUUACUUCGGAGCAAAGCCUCUGUCACCAUGACCAAUGAAGCUGGAGAGACGCCACUGGAUGUUGCCAAGAGGCUGAAACACACACAGUGUGAGGAGCUGCUGAUCCAGGCACAGACUGGCAAGUUUAAUGUCCAUGUGCAUGUGGAGUAUGAGUGGUGCCUGCACAAUGAAGACAUGGAUGAGAGUGAUGACGAAAUGGAGGACAAGCCAAUCCCUCAGAAGCGAGAGGAGCGGCCUGUAAGCUGCUUCCUCCCAGGCAACACCUCUAUCCAGCCCAACAUGGCUGCACUGGCACGGGAUGUGGUCAACGCUGUCCGGGAAAAGCAGAGAGGCUUCAUCCCCAGCAUGAUGUGUAACGAGACCUACGGCACCAUGAUGGAUCUCAGUCCUCCUCCCUCUAACAUACUCACUGUCCCCAUACCGCAGCUCCCUCCACGCAACCCAGUCCUGGGAGUUGGCAGUUGGAAUCCUUUGGAGACAGUAGGGAGGCAGCGAUCCUCCUCAGACCCGCCCAACCCUACCAGUCCAGAGAGCAACGUCUAUGUUCUUCCUCCUGCUCCUCCUGCUCCUCCUCUUCCUCCUCCAGUUGUCAAGAAGCCAAAUGUCCAGACAAAGAAUGCCCUUUUGCCCCCAGUACCAGCUGCACCGACAGUCCCGCCCAUUACUCAAAAGCUUCCAGUUCCCCAGGCUCCCACCAUUCCCACCGCCCCACCACUAAUUCCAGUGCCCCCUCCUCCCCCAAUGCCCCCACCCCCAUACAAAUCCACACCACCAAGUAUACCCAUACUGCCCAGAGCCCCUACACUCAAACCCAUCCCAGGAGCUGAGAAAAAUCUUCCCAAGCUGCAACCACACAGGCCUAGGCCCGGUGAAACAGUCGAAAAAGAUGCUUCCCUCUCAGCACAGAGUUCUGUACCAACAGCACCUCCUGCUCCACCCCCUUUCCCCAAACCUAAAAUGCCUCAGACAAAAAUUAAACUUAAGCGGGUGAAAGCUAUCUACAAGUGUAUAGCUGAUAAACCAGAUGAGCUGACUUUCAAGGAGGGAGAAGUGAUCAUAGUAGAUGGAGAGGAAGACAAGGAGUGGUGGGUGGGGCACAUUGAGGGGGAUCCUACCAGAAGAGGAGCUUUCCCUGUUUCAUUUGUGCACUUCAUCACUGACUGAUUUUAGCCAAGAUCU
Molecule: messenger RNA, 3155 nt
Organism: Ictalurus furcatus (blue catfish)
Lineage: Eukaryota; Metazoa; Chordata; Actinopteri; Siluriformes; Ictaluridae
Gene: asap2b
Product: ArfGAP with SH3 domain, ankyrin repeat and PH domain 2b
Exons: 28
Coding region: 60-3140 (1026 amino acids)
Biological process (GO): positive regulation of GTPase activity
Cellular component (GO): cytoplasm
Molecular function (GO): GTPase activator activity; protein binding
Source: RefSeq, a predicted model, not a curated record